Messenger RNA from Zonotrichia leucophrys gambelii, 3401 nucleotides. It is a transcript of the gene NLGN2, whose product is annotated as neuroligin 2. The transcript has 6 exons. Gene Ontology annotation, biological process: modulation of chemical synaptic transmission; postsynaptic membrane assembly; chemical synaptic transmission. The record is from RefSeq and is a predicted model, not a curated record. The coding region runs from base 347 to 2620 and encodes 757 amino acids. Gene Ontology annotation, molecular function: neurexin family protein binding; signaling receptor activity. Gene Ontology annotation, cellular component: plasma membrane; cell surface; synapse. NCBI's taxonomy places the organism in Eukaryota, Metazoa, Chordata, Aves, Passeriformes, Passerellidae.
GCCGCCCCCGGCCCCGGCCGCGCCCUCCGGCCAGUCCGGCCCCUCCGGCCCCUCCGGCCCCUCGGGCCAGCCGGGCCCGCCGCCCCCCGAGCCGCCCCCCGAGCCCGACCCGCGCUUCCCGGUGGUGCCCACGCAGUACGGGCGCCUGCGGGGCGCGCGCCGCGACCUCUCCAACGAGCUGCUGGGGCCGGUGCAGGCCUUCCUGGGGGUGCCCUACGCCGCCCCCCCGCUCGGCCCGCGCCGCUGGGCGCCCCCCGAGGCCCCCGCCGCCUGGGGGGGGGUCCGCGACGCCACGGCCUUCGCCCCUGCGUGCCCCCAGAACCUGCGCGCGGGGCCGCCGCCGCUGAUGCUGCCCCUGUGGCUCAGCGACAACCUGGAGGCGGCCGGCGCCUACGUGGCGGCGCAGAGCGAGGACUGCCUGUACCUGAACCUCUACGUGCCCACCGAGGAUGGUUUGCUCGGCAAAAAGCGCGAGGACGGCGCGGCCGGCGGCCCCCCCCCGGACUCAGACAUCCGUGACAGCGGCAAGAAGCCGGUGAUGCUGUUCCUGCACGGUGGCUCCUACAUGGAGGGGACGGGGAACAUGUUCGAUGGCAGCGUCCUGGCGGCCUACGGCAAUGUCAUCGUUGUCACCAUGAACUACCGGCUGGGGGUCCUCGGGUUCCUGAGCACGGGGGACCAGGCGGCCAAGGGCAAUUAUGGACUCCUGGACCAGAUCCAGGCGCUGCGGUGGCUCCAUGAGAACGUCGGGCACUUUGGGGGCGACCCCCAGCGCAUCACCAUCUUCGGCUCCGGCGCCGGCGCCGCCUGCGUCAGCCUCCUCAUCCUCUCACACCACUCGGAAGGCCUGUUCCAGAAGGCCAUCGCGCAGAGCGGCACGGCCAUCGCCAGCUGGUCGGUCAAUUACCAACCCCUGAAAUACACCCGUCUGCUGGCGGCCAAGGUGGGCUGCGAGCGCGCCGACACCGGCGCCGCCGUCGAGUGCCUGCGCCGGCAGCCCUUCCGCGCCCUGGUGGACCAGGAUGUGCAGCCCGCCCGCUACCACGUGGCCUUCGGGCCGGUGGUGGACGGUGACGUGGUGCCCGACGACCCCGAGAUCCUGAUGCAGCAGGGCGAGUUCCUCAACUACGACAUCCUCAUCGGCGUCAACCAGGGCGAGGGGCUCAAGUUCGUGGAGGACUCACUGGAGAGCGAGGACGGCAUCUCGGCCUCCUACUUCGACUUCACAGUGUCCAACUUCGUGGACAACCUCUACGGGUACCCCGAGGGCAAGGACAUCCUGAGGGAGACCAUCAAGUUCAUGUACACGGACUGGGCGGACCGCGACAACGGCGAGAUGAGGAGGAAGACGCUGCUGGCGCUCUUCACCGACCACCAGUGGGUGGCGCCGGCGGUGGCCACGGCCAAGCUGCACGCCGAGUACCAGUCGCCCGUGUACUUCUACACCUUCUACCACCACUGCCAGACGGACGCGCGGCCCGAGUGGGCGGACGCAGCGCACGGCGACGAGAUCCCCUACGUGUUCGGGGUGCCCAUGGUGGGAGCCACCGACCUCUUCCCGUGCAACUUCUCCAAGAACGACGUCAUGCUCAGUGCCGUGGUGAUGACCUACUGGACCAACUUUGCCAAGACAGGGGACCCGAACCAGCCGGUGCCGCAGGACACCAAGUUCAUCCACACCAAGCCCAACCGCUUCGAGGAGGUGGUGUGGACGCGCUUCGACGGCAAGGACAAGCGCUACCUGCACAUCGGCCUCAAGCCGCGCGUGCGCGACCACUACCGCGCCAACAAGGUGGCGUUCUGGCUGGAGCUGGUGCCGCACCUGCACAACCUGCACCAGCUGCCGCCCUCGUCCACCACCACGCGCCUGCCGCCGCCCCCGCGCCGCCCCCCGCCCACGCGGCGGCCCUCGCCCACCACGCCCGUGCAGAACGGCGGAUUCGGCGGCGGCGAGGAUGACGACGAUGACGGCGACGGGCGCCGGCGUUUCGCGCCCUUCCCCGGAGACUCGCGGGACUACUCCACGGAGCUCAGCGUCACCGUGGCCGUGGGCGCCUCCCUCCUCUUCCUCAACAUCCUGGCCUUCGCCGCGCUCUACUACAAGCGGGACAAGCGCCCCGUGGGGGAGGGGCUGCGGGGGGGUUUGGGGGUGGGGCCUCGGCGGCUGAGCCCGCCCACGGCCCCCACGUCAUCGUCGGGCCGCGUGGUGGCCACCAAUGACCUGCUGGGGGGUCACCACGGCGGGGGCGGGGCGGAGGAGGAGCUGGUGCAGCUGCAGCUGAAGCUGCCGGCGGUGGGGGGAGGGGUGGGCAUGAUGAUGGGGGUGGGGGGGAUGGGGGUGGGGCUGGGGGGAGGGGAGCCCCCCGAGGUGCCCCCCUCGGGCCCCCCCGAUUACACGCUGGCCCUGCGCAGGGCCCCCGAGGACGUGCCCCUCCCCCACGCCGCCCACGCCCCGCCCCCCUCCAGCGCCGCCCCGCCCCCCUCGCUGCUGCCCCCGCCCCCCACCACCAUCACCAUGGUGCCGGGGGGGCUCCCGGCCCUGCACCCCUUCGGGGCGCCCUUCCCCCCCCCGGGCCACAACAGCGCCCUGCCCCACCCCCACUCCACCACGCGCGUAUAGGGGGAGGGGCCAGGGAGCCCCGCCCCCGAUCCUGCCCCGCCCCCCGCUCUUGCCCCGCCCCCACUCCUAGUCCUGCUCCACCCCCACCGCUCCUGACCCCGCCCCGAAUGGACUAAAGGGGGGGAAACCCCUCUGCCACCCGCCCAUCCCCCACCCAUUACCCUCCCCCACCCCUAAAAUUGCGGGAGGGAAACCCCAAAUACGGGGUCACCCCUCCCCCACCCGCUGAUGAUUUCUGGGGACUCCACUCCCGUUCCUGCCCCUCCCCCCACCCCGUGGGGGGGCUGAGCCGCAUGGGGACCCCUCCCCCACCCUGGGGACCCCUCCCCCACCCUGGGGACCGCCCCUCCCUCACCCUCCAAAAAUAAAUCCCGCAUGGGAAUCCGCCCCUCCCCCACCCCAGCCGGAAUUAUGGGGGGGGGGGUCGCCCCUCCCCCCAUACCCCGCCUCUCCCCCACCCCCCAAAAACCAGGGGGGAGCCCAAAAAUGGGGUGGGUGAGGGGCUGACCCAGUGGGGGAGGGGAUUUGGAGACCCACCCCCCACAAAAGCUGCAUGAUCCUGAUUGGCUGGGCCAGAACGAGGCCAAACCCUGGGGGGGGGAGGGGUCCCAUCUCUGCCCCUCCCCACCCACGAUUUUUUUCCCAAUUUUAGAUUUUUUUGGGGUUUUUUUUUGCCGCUUUCUUGGACGGAGAAAUUUGUGCCAAACGUCGGGGGAGGGGCGGCCCGGCCCCUCCCCCCUUCCCCUCCCCCAUCCUCCACCCAACCGCUGACCCCCCCCCC